This is a messenger RNA of Amyelois transitella, 666 nucleotides long. RefSeq names its product pupal cuticle protein G1A-like. The transcript has 2 exons. Lineage: Eukaryota; Metazoa; Arthropoda; Insecta; Lepidoptera; Pyralidae. The record is from RefSeq and is a predicted model, not a curated record. The coding region runs from base 1 to 666 and encodes 221 amino acids.
AUGCAUUGUGACGCCAAUAGUAGUACUAUUCGCGUGUACAAUAAUGCCAAUAAACUUAUUUGUGUGGUUGUCCUGGCCGCGGUCGCCCUUGCCGAGAAAUCCAGGGAAAAGCGCGGCAUUUACGGCGAGCCCGGCGGUCUCCUCUCCCCGGCGCUCCACUCAGCUCCCCUGGCGCACUCGCACUCCCUCCCUGCCAGUCUACUAGCUCCCCACUCCCUCCAUGACCAUCUCCCACAUUACCAUGCCCCAGCUCUGACUUCCAGUCUCCACGCCCCUGUAUUAAGCUCUAGUGUCCACCAUGCCCCAGUUUUGAGCUCAAGCUACCACCAUACCCCAGUUCUAAGCUCCAGCUAUCAUCAUGCCCCAGUUCUAAGCUCCAGCUAUCAUCAUGCCCCAGUUCUCAGCUCCAGCCAUCACCAUCACGCCCCAUUAGCCAGCUACCAUGCCCCUGCUGUAAGCUCUUUCCACGCGCCAUUAGUCAGCUCGAGCCUUCACCACGCCCCUCUUGUAAGCCAUCAUGCUCCAGUCCUAAGCUCCAGCUAUCACCAUCACGCCCCGGUUCUGAGCUCUGUGCACCACCAUGAGCCCCUCCUGAGCUCGCAUUCCCACGUGCAUGUCGCCCCCGUCGUCCGCUACUCCGCACCUAGAUACGCCUCCGGCUGGUAA